GUUCAUUGUAUUCGAAAAAAGAAGCAGUAUCUAUUUUUGAUAGGUUAUGUUUACCCGGUUAACUAUAAUAAAUUUCAAAAUAUUAUAGAAUAUAUGGUCUUUCUGUUAUAAUUUACUGUGUAAAAACAUUAUGGAAAACUGUCCUUCUGUUUCAAAAAAGGUAAAAAGUGGAAGUGAUAAAAGAAAAUGUGAGGAGAAUUACACAGAAGAAACAAUAAAAAAAGGUCCUAUAUUAAAAAAUAAAGUGUCCAGCUAUGUUCACAGAACUUCAAGUGGUUUUAAUUCCUAUUGCGAUAAAGGAACAAGCAGCUUUGUAGAAAAUUCAUCAGAAUCUAUCGUUGAUGAAAAACUUGCGGUGCUUUGUUUACCGAUUAAUCAUGAAUCCAAAAAAAGAAAAAGUGAAACAUCUACUGAUUUGACAGAAAAAGAAUUAUCAGAAGAUACCUUUGAUAAUACUUUGGACUCUGUGAAUAUUAGUACAUUAAUAGAAGCAGAAAUGGGUAAAACAGAAGCUAAAUUUGGAGAUAAUGAUGGAUUUGAUGCUUUUGCUAGUUACCUGGGUAAUGCUUGUGUUUCAACAAAUGUAAGUAAGCAAAUAACAAGAGAAUGUCCACAGAAUGAUGAUGAUGAUAUAUUUCCUUCUUUUCCUGAUACUCAAGCAUUGCAAAAAAUAGAAGCUAAAUUAGAAGAGAAACUCCCCAAUCACAACACUGAAAAUAAUAAACGAAUAAAUGAGAAUAAAAAUGUAAACAAGGAUGAAUAUAGUAAACAGAAAGUUGGAGAUGAAAAAUCUGCUACACCUUUGAAAUUAUGCUUCCAAGAAAGAUUGAAAUCUAAGGAAAGUGUCAAAGAAAAUAAGAUAGACCAAGAAAUAGCAGAACGAUCUAUUCUAUUUGAGAAUGAACACGUUACCACAGAAUAUAGAAAAGAAGUUAGUGAAUUAUUUGAGCAGAUUGAGAAUUCUAUAUGUGCAAUGGGAGAAGAUGAAAUAAAAGUUAAUGUCCCAGAAGAAAUAUUAGAUAUAAUAUUCAAUGAAAACAAUGAAGCUUUCUCCAAUAAAACAGAUAGAGGAAAUGACAGUGAGGAAUUACAACUUACUAGUUCUAAUUUAAAUUCAAGUUUUGGUACUCUUAUUAGAAAAGCACUUAUUAAUAAUUCCACAAAAACUUGUAUAGAAAGAAAGAAGAAACAAAUUGAAACAUUGAAUUUAAGCUCUAGUGAAGCAUAUUCAACAUUUUGUAGCCUGGGCCCUUUCUUUGGACUGCCUUUACAUGUUAAGAAUCUAAUCAAGCAAUUCAAAGGAAUAGAAGAACUUUAUGAUUGGCAAGAAGAAUGCUUAAAACUUCCAGCAAUAGAAAAUAAAAAGAAUUUGAUAUAUGCUUUGCCCACAAGCGGAGGGAAGACCUUGGUAGCUGAAAUUUUAAUGUUCAGGGAGUUACUGUGCUAUAAAAAAAAUGCUAUUUUCAUUUUACCAUAUGUGUCCAUUGUUCAAGAGAAGGUAUGGGCUAUAUCACCAUUUGGUGUUGCUUUAGAUUUUUUAGUGGAAGAGUAUGCUUCUAGUAAAGGAGUUUAUCCGCCCAGACAACGACGAAGAAAAAAUUCAAUAUAUGUAGCUACAAUCGAAAAAGCUUUAGGUAUUAUUAAUAGUCUAAUUGAAACGGGAAGGCUACAUGAGAUAGGUCUCAUAGUUGUCGAUGAAUUUCAUUUAAUCGGAGAAGAUGGACGAGGAUCUAUAUUGGAAGCAGCUCUCACGAAAAUUUUGUUUUUAAAAUCCAAUAUACAAAUAAUUGCCAUGAGCGCCACUAUAGGCAACGUAUCAGAUUUGUGUACAUUUUUGAAUGCCGACGUAUAUACAAAAAAUUUCAGACCAGUUGAGUUGGUUGAAUAUGUGAAAUGUACCAACAACAUUGCAAAGAUUAACUGGAAUUAUAAAGACGAACAAGAUUUAUUGGUAGAUCAAAAGAAAAUUGAUUUUAAGUAUUCUGAAUCGAUUUUGAAGUUAGAUCCAGAUUUUUUGGGUGGUUUAGUAAUGGAAGUUAUUCCAAAUGGGUCAUGUCUCGUGUUUUGUGCAUCUAAGAAGAAUUGCGAAAAUGUAGCUAAUUUAUUAUGCAAAAUUUGUAAACCGGAUCUCAAAAAGCACAAAAAAGAAGAAAAGCAACAACUGUUACAUGCCCUAAAAGAUGAAAGUGGAAAACUGUGUGAUAUUUUAUCGAUUUCUGUACAAUAUGGUAUAGCGUAUCACCAUUCAGGUUUAACGAGUGAUGAGAGACGUAUAAUAGAAGAAGGCUUUAGAGCUGGAUUAAUAUACGUAAUAUGCUGCACCUCUACUCUUGCUGCUGGAGUCAAUUUACCUGCACAAAGAGUAAUAUUAAGAUCUCCUUAUAUUGGAAAAGAUUUUAUAAAUCUUUCCCGUUAUAAACAGAUGGUAGGAAGAGCAGGAAGAGCCGGAUUAGGAGAAACGGGAGAGAGUAUAUUGAUAUGUCAACCACUAGAUUUACCUAAGGUAAAGGACUUGUUGAUGUCACCUAUGAAUAAAGCUAUGUCCAAUAUGCAUAUGAAUGAUGGAAAAGGAUUAAGGCAUUUGCUCCUAAGUUGCAUAAGCUUAGGAGUUGCAAAUACCAGAGUACAAUUGCAAGAAGUAGCAGCUCACACAUUAUUGGCCGUUCAAAAAAAUGUUCUUGAUGUAGAUAUUAAAAAAAUAACGGAUGCAGUAAUCAAGAAUCUUUUUAAAUUGGGAGCCCUAAAGGAUUAUGCUUCUAAAGUGAAAGAAAAAGAUAUUUCUACUGGUUUGGCUGAUGUUUCUGUUAGAAUGGAUACAUCUCUUCAAGACACACCAGUAAGUGAAAGUACAGAAACGCAUAGCAAAAAGAAGAGAAUUGUGCUAACAAAUGAUACUAAGUUAGUGGUUAGCGAAUUAGGGUGCGCAGCCAUUAAAGGCGGAUUGGAGCUUUCAAGGGCGCAUAUGCUGUAUGAAGAUCUUUUCGAAGCUCAAUCUUGCUUAGUUCUACAAGGCCACUUGCAUCUAUUGUAUUUGGUUACCCCUUAUCAGACUGCGGAUCAAAUAAAACCAAAUAAUCAAGUUUAUUAUGAAGUGUUUACCCGAUUAAAGCCUAGUGAAUUAAAAGUAGCAAGAACUUUGGGAUUAAAUGAAUCCGUAGCUGUUAGAAUGUUAUCAAACAAUCCCAUCAAGACUGUACCAGAAAGAGUAUUAAACAGAUUUUAUUUAACAUUGAUGCUGUACGAUUUAUGGAACGAAAUACCAGUUUUUCAAGUAUCAGAAAAAUAUCAGAUCAAUAGAGGUAUUGUACAGAAUCUAAUGACGGCCGCUGCCACUUUUGCAUCAAACGUAGUGAACUUUUGUGAACAAUUGGAAGAAUUUUGGGCUUAUGCUUACCUAUUAAAAGGUAUGAGCCAGAGAUUAUCACACUGUUGUGUUAAAGAACUAUUACCUUUAAUGGACCUUCCAGCUGUAAAACAGAGUAGAGCAAAGCAGUUAUAUAAUGCCGGUUUUAAAACUUUACAAAGCAUCGCAAAGGCGAAUGCAAAUGCAUUGGUGGAAAAUAUAGAGUUUAUGUCUCUUAGAGUAGCAAAUCAACUUAUUGCAGCAUCCAAGAUGUUGCUUCUUGAGAAAGUUGAAAACUUAAGAGAAGAAGCCGAAGAUGUUCUAGAUGGCGUUGACGUACCUAGAGAUAGAGUUUAAUAUAAUUUUGAAUACUUUAUACAAUUUGAAGGUUUUAGUUUUCAAUUUGAUAAUGAAUAAAAAAGUUUUUAAACUGA
Messenger RNA from Diorhabda carinulata, 3777 nucleotides. Its product is annotated as helicase POLQ-like. NCBI's taxonomy places the organism in Eukaryota, Metazoa, Arthropoda, Insecta, Coleoptera, Chrysomelidae. The transcript is spliced from 16 exons. The coding region runs from base 131 to 3700 and encodes 1189 amino acids. The record is from RefSeq and is a predicted model, not a curated record. Gene Ontology annotation, molecular function: ATP binding; nucleic acid binding.